GCUUUUCUACGAGCGGGACUUCUCGAAAUCCCUGGAUGCGUCUGUGGUUCAGGUGGAUGGCGAAAUGGACUGGGUGAACAGUCACUUCCGCAACAGCAUGGACGUUCUUGAUGGUUUCUACGCCCUGCUGGUUGGAGAAUGGUGCGGUGAUGACAAGAUCUUCCAAUACUGGCAGAAGUAUUUCCAGAAGGGCCCGGAGUGGAUCUUGGCGCAUGCGCCCAUAGUCCAUUUCAUCGCCGAGUGGAAGCCUUGGCGCCUGACCACGCCCGAGCAGCUGCAGCGAAA
This is a messenger RNA of Symbiodinium pilosum, 285 nucleotides long. The record is from the annotation of a GenBank genome assembly. NCBI's taxonomy places the organism in Eukaryota, Dinophyceae, Suessiales, Symbiodiniaceae.